CUGCAAACCAUCCCCAUGACUCCAUGACUGGGCUUGUGACUGUUGGUCCGCCUGUCAAUCAUGUUCCUCAAUCCCUCAUUUCUCCUCUGCGUGGCAACAGUUAGCCUCGCCGUGUUCGCUACUUAGGCAUUUUGGAGUUUCAGCCGCUGGUAGCCUACUACUUAGUCCUAAUGAGCCACUCGACACUGGGCAGUCCAACCUCGCUGCUGCUAUAAGCUCACGAUAGGAGCCCAAGUUAAUCACAGCAUCUCUUCGCUUCGUGUCUGUGCAACGAUAACUUCGUCUUCGACACUCGUGUGCUGGACAUGGCCGCUGCGUCCUACUACGAUACUGGUCCCAGACCACCGCUACAGCAACACUCGUCAAGCCUCUAUCCUCCGGCUAGGCCACAGAGAGCCUCGUCGCAGCCCAACUUGCCAUAUCCUAUCUUGCAACAGAGCGGCUCUCAUGCACAACCACAAACACAACCCCAGUCCGACUAUUCUCAGAACCCUCCUCCCCCAUAUCACCCCUUCAACAAUGAACAACCCAAGCCUAGUGUACACUUUGCGCCAACCCCAACACCAUCCUUGAGCCAGCAACGACCUUCCAACCCAAGCCAACCCCGACCAGAUCCAUAUUCUUUCAAUAAUCCUAACUAUCAGAUUUCUCAGAGCCAACAGUUUGCGCCUUACCAACAACAGUAUAUUCCUCAGAACUAUCAAUAUCAACCGCAGCAGCAGCCGUUAAGCUCACAUCAGUAUCGACCGUCCUCCCACCAUCGAUACUCGGAUGUAUCCCCUCACGGUGGGUAUGCCUCAGAUCCAGAGCGGCAUAGAAGGAAACACAAAACUCGAGGGCGGCGUGUUUCUGACAAUUCACGAUCGACCAAAGCGGACGGUCUCUUGGGGGCCGCCGGUGGUGGGCUCAUCGGUGAUAUGAUCUUCCCAGGUCUCGGUACAGUUGGCGGCGCCCUGGUGGGCUGGGUCGGUGGCAAAGACUAUGGUAAACAUCGAAAGUGGCGGGAAGAGAAACGCGAUCGAGAACAAGAACGAUGGGAAAGAAAAUACAGAAAUUCUAACGACAGAUCAACGAGCCAUAGUCGAGACAGAGACAGGAACCGGGACAUAGGAAGGGACAGAGAGUGGGACAGAGGAAGAGACAAGCGAAGGGGCAGUCAUGACCGAAGAAGAGAGUAUGAUUGAUGCCCCGUGAAGAAUUUGCUAGCUUGGCUUACAGCACAAUGACUUGGGUGUUGGGCGGUUGUCUUGUUUUUGGAUCAUCAAGAUGGUCAUGAUUGAUCGACCACUGGUUCUCAGUCGGACCAGACGACAAAGAUUUGUCUCCGUGGCAGUGGUUCUCGGCACAAGCUGCGAGAUCGUGCAAGUUUGCAGACUAUAUAGAUGU
Molecule: messenger RNA, 1386 nt
Organism: Exophiala mesophila
Lineage: Eukaryota; Fungi; Ascomycota; Eurotiomycetes; Chaetothyriales; Herpotrichiellaceae
Exons: 1
Coding region: 306-1184 (292 amino acids)
Source: RefSeq, a predicted model, not a curated record